Messenger RNA from Ricinus communis (castor bean), 1736 nucleotides. RefSeq names its product E3 ubiquitin-protein ligase SIRP1. Bases 371 to 1555 code for a protein of 394 amino acids. Gene Ontology annotation, molecular function: ubiquitin protein ligase activity. Gene Ontology annotation, cellular component: cytoplasm. The transcript is spliced from 2 exons. The record is from RefSeq and is a predicted model, not a curated record. Gene Ontology annotation, biological process: protein ubiquitination. Lineage: Eukaryota; Viridiplantae; Streptophyta; Magnoliopsida; Malpighiales; Euphorbiaceae.
CGUGUCAAAUUUCGAGUUUCAGAAUAUUGUAUAGCUGUAUGUUGAUGGAUUUGCUAUGUUUUAGUAAUUAUGUACGAAGGAAUGGAAAUGAUAAAUAUCUGUUCUGGUCAAAUAAUUGAAUCUAAUGGAAGUGGAGGUGAUUUUUCCAGAUGUUUCUGUGGUGUAAAUUUGUGGGCUUUCUUUCUUUACCUAACCUUUUUAAAACUCUCUCUCUCUCCUCCUUUUCAAUCUUACCUUACAAAUUCUUUUGCUGUGGGUUUUCUUUCUUUGAUUUCUUGGAGCUUUCCUUUUUUUUUUUUUUUCUCUCUCUCUAAUUCUUGUUGAGAAGAUAUCAAAAGACUAGUUGGUGAUAUUGGCAAAAGAACAAAGAAUGGAGGAAGCAUUGGCAGCACGGUAUUGGUGUUACUUGUGCUCUCAAAUGGUGAAUCCCAUUAUGGAAGCUGAGAUCAAAUGUCCAUUUUGUCUUGGUGGAUUUGUAGAAGAAAUGAGUAGUAACACAAGGGACAAUCAGGAGCCUGAUUCUGAUUUUAGUUCUGAUCGUGCCCUCUCCCUCUGGGCCCCAAUCUUGCUUGGAAUGAUGGGAAAUCCCCGUCGCAGAAGAAGAUUAAGGAGAAGGGAAUUUGAAGAAGAUGAUGAUGAUAAUGAUGAUGGUGAGACACGACAUGGAGGAGAGAUUGAUAUAGACCGUGAACUUGAGUCAUUCAUGAGGAGAAGGAGAAGAAGCUCAGCUACAAUAUUACAAUUGCUUCAAGGAAUUCGAGCGGGAAUGGCAUCAGAAUCAGAGAAUUCUGAAGGAGAUAGGGAUAGAGAUGGAGAUAGAGAUAGGGAAAGAGAUAGGGAAAGAGACCGCGUCAUUUUGAUUAAUCCGUCGAAUCGAACUAUCAUUUUUCAGGGUUCAUAUGAUUCUAGCAAUGGUCAAGGCCAGAAUAAUGCUCCCAUUGGGUCAUUAGGUGAUUAUUUCAUAGGACCUGGUCUGGAUUUGUUAUUGCAACAUUUGGCUGAGAAUGAUCCAAAUAGAUACGGAACUCCACCUGCCCAGAAGGAAGCCAUUGAGGCAUUGCCUACUGUGACCAUAAAGAAUACUUCACAAUGUUCAGUAUGUUUGGAUGAUUUUGAGAUUGGCACUGAGGCAAAGGAAAUGCCAUGUAAGCAUAGGUUUCAUGAUGUGUGCAUACUGCCAUGGCUGGAACUUCAUAGUUCUUGCCCAGUUUGCAGGUUUCAGUUGCCUGCUGAAGAGUCCAAGUUCGAUUCUGCUGAGAGGUUGCAGAAUCACAGUGAUCAGAGGGGAAGCUAUAAUAAUAAUAUCAGUACCACCACCAGCAGCAAUAAUAUUAAUAAUAAUGAUGAUGAUGAUAAUAAUCACAGUAGUAACAUUGAAGAGGGAGAAGGUGAGGGGAGAAAUGGGAAUGGAAGAAGGUUUUCCUUUCUAUGGCCUUUUAAUAGUUUGUUCUCAUCAUCCUCAGGAUCUCAAUCUGGUGGAAGCAAUUCAUCCUCAAAUUUAUCAUCCUCUUUGGGAAAUGCUCCUGGAAGCUCUUCUCAAACAGAUGAGAAUUGAGUUUGAUUUUUUUCUUUUUCUUUUUUUGGUUUAUUGAAAGUUGCCAUUGUCAUUAGCUUCUUGUUCUAUAUAUCGCUUGAAUGUGUUGCCUUGUCUGUGUACAUAGUAUCUUUUUCUUUUGUUUUUUCGUUCUUGUUUACUGAAGGUUGGAAGUCUUGGAACAACAGAUUGUGUUUUCAUA